Octopus bimaculoides (California two-spot octopus) is the source of this 1721-nucleotide messenger RNA. RefSeq names its product dipeptidyl peptidase 2. Lineage: Eukaryota; Metazoa; Mollusca; Cephalopoda; Octopoda; Octopodidae. The record is from RefSeq and is a predicted model, not a curated record. Gene Ontology annotation, molecular function: dipeptidyl-peptidase activity; serine-type exopeptidase activity. Gene Ontology annotation, biological process: proteolysis. Gene Ontology annotation, cellular component: vesicle.
UGGUCGUUUGUCAUAAUUGUUGUCCCUGGAGUCACAUGGAUCGAGGUUGAAGAGAACGAAACACAACGAUGGCAUUCAGCUGGCGAAUUACGGGUUUGAUAUGGGGGUCUCUGCUUUUAAUAGUAAAUGGUCCGAUCGGUUCCGGUGCUGACGGUAAUAAUGGUCAUGAUAUCCGACAGUCGGUUCCUUUUACCGAGAAGUAUAUGGAGCAGUACGUGGACCAUUUCAAUUUAAUCAAGACAGGGAACAAGACUUUCUUUCAAAGAUAUUUAGUUCAGGAUAAAUGGUGGGACCGUAAAAACAAUGGCCCCAUAUUUUUUUAUACUGGAAAUGAAGGCCCCAUUGAUCAAUUUUGGGAAGUUACAGGGCUCAUGUUUAACCUUGCUCCCAAAUUCGGUGCUCUGGUCGUUUUUGGGGAACAUAGAUAUUAUGGUAAAUCGCUUCCAUUCGGUCCUGACAAAAGCUUCAAGCAGCCCUAUAUCGGUUUUCUAACCGUUCGACAAGCCCUUGCAGACUUUGCACAUCUGAUAAAUACCCUGAAGAUCAUGUUGGGUGCCCAGAAGUCUCCUGUUAUAUCAUUUGGUGGCAGUUAUGGAGGAAUGCUAACUGCCUAUCUCCGAAUGAAAUAUCCACAUGUCUGUGAUGGUGGUAUUGCUGCCAGUGCACCGAUUUAUCUCUUUGAUCCAAAAUUCGACCACAGCUUCUUUUUUACCGAUGUUUCCAAGGAUUUUUCCAGCUGUGAACCUCAGGUGAGACAGGCAUUCAUCAAGAUGAAUCAGUUGAUGGAUCAAGGAGAGACAGGAAAGAAGACUCUGGAAGAAUAUUUUAAAUUGUGCAAGCCCAUAUCCGAUCUAGAAACAUAUACACGUCUUCUGGGGGCAAUAAGAAAUGCCUUCACCAAUAUGGCAAUGUUCGAUUAUCCCUAUGCAACACCUAUGCUUCCAAUCGGAAACCCAGUCAAUAAAUCUUGCCAAAUGAUGCAAGAAUCCAGUGAUGUCUUGAAAGGAUUGGUUGAUGUCACACUCAUGUUUUACAAUGCUUCCUCGAAACCAUCCCAAUGCUUUGAUGUUGACAAAGCAUUCAUUCCCUGUGCAGAUCCGACUGGAUGUGGCGUUGGUCCUGCGGCUCUUGCCUGGGAUUUUCAGCUCUGUGGGGAUCUGGCCCCACCAACAGGUACAAACAACGUCACCGAUAUGUUUCCUGUUCUACCCUUCAAUGAUAAAAUUAGGAAAUACUAUUGCCAAAAGGUCUGGAACACUGUCCCCACAUACGACUGGGAAUACUGGGGUCAAGACUUGACCACAACCAGUAAUAUCGUUUUCUCAAAUGGCGAUCUGGAUCCUUGGCACCGUGGUGGGGUUUUGAAAUCUGUUUCACCUUCAGUAGUGGCCUUCAUGGUUAAAGGUGGAGCGCAUCAUUUUGACCUCAGAGGACCUCAUCCGAACGAUUCAGCCAGUGUGAUUGAAGUCCGAGCCAAAGAAGAAGAAAUGAUUAAGAAAUGGGUGACAGCCAAAAAUAUGCUAAACUGAAUGGUUUUACAGUCAUUCAGCAGAAGUUAUUUUUUUCUAAAAAAGAAAAAAAAGUCAUUUAAACAUAAUCAGAAAAAUCUUUUUUUUUUUUUUUUUAAACAUCUACAAAUUCUAAUUCAUUUCUUCCAAUCAAUUUAAAACUCGUUAAAGAUUCUAAUUGAUUUUUUUCUAUUAAAUUUUAAUUUUGAUACA